Sphaerodactylus townsendi is the source of this 455-nucleotide messenger RNA. RefSeq names its product cilia- and flagella-associated protein 91-like. The transcript is spliced from 3 exons. The record is from RefSeq and is a predicted model, not a curated record. NCBI's taxonomy places the organism in Eukaryota, Metazoa, Chordata, Lepidosauria, Squamata, Sphaerodactylidae. The coding region runs from base 120 to 455 and encodes 111 amino acids.
UUAAGGUACAAGGGAGGGAGGCGUGGCCUUCACAAGGAAGCCGCUCCCCCCUCCGCCCCGCUUACGCGUUGCCAGGGUUACGGCGUCGGCCGGACCGGAGCCGCAGCCAAGCCGCCGAGAUGACCCAGUCCGUGACCGUGACCCGGCGGAGGCCACGCAGCCCGUCCCGGUACCGGAGGCACAUAGUGCCCAAUCGUGCCUUUGACUUUCUCUACGAUCCACUGUAUUUUCUUUCAAGUGAGCGAGACCACUUGCAAGCCACUGUCCAGUCCCACGUGCUGAACGACGAAAUGAAAAAGUUGCCCGUGUUUAAAACCAUGUUUAGCAACCUGGUCCAUUAUCCACGGUACACAAUGAAGCUGGAAGAGAAAAAUCCUGUCCCCCCCUUCAUUGACCGAAGGUGGAAAGGAAGAGCCCAGCAGCGCCUCGAGGCUCUUCAGAAGCUAUCCCUGUAA